Molecule: messenger RNA, 2441 nt
Organism: Tupaia belangeri chinensis (Chinese tree shrew)
Lineage: Eukaryota; Metazoa; Chordata; Mammalia; Scandentia; Tupaiidae
Gene: NIM1K
Product: NIM1 serine/threonine protein kinase
Exons: 4
Coding region: 775-2085 (436 amino acids)
Biological process (GO): intracellular signal transduction; protein phosphorylation; microtubule cytoskeleton organization
Cellular component (GO): cytoplasm
Molecular function (GO): tau-protein kinase activity; ATP binding
Source: RefSeq, a predicted model, not a curated record
UGCUCCAGCGCCACCCACCCUAGCGCCUGGCGGGGCGCGGGGGGCAGAGCCCGGAGCCGGCCUCGCGACCAAGGAUGAACCAGCACCUGCCAAAUUUUUGAGACAGCUCAGGGCUUAGAGGAAGGCUCAUCUAAAUAAAGGCCGGCUGAAGUGACAUUGCAGGGUUUUAAUCCUCCAGCUGACCGUGUGACCAGAAGGCUGAUUUGCCAGUUCCUUCUUUCCUGGGGUCCAGAUUAUUAGGUCUCCAGUGCCCUGGGACUCAACAAGGGAAGCACAAAAUGAAGAGGGUCGGAGAUAAGCACCAGCAGCGGAGACUUGGGGGCCUCCCAGGGGCUUUUCCACACCAGAGUGCACGGUUCCCUGGCCAACUAAGGAAAUAGCAAACCGCAGCCUUUGUCCUGGGACCAGCCACCGACCGCAGAGCAUCAGCCUGCACCUUCCUCCAGGUUCCCGGAGUCCGACCAGGGAAGAGCUACGGCCACUGGCGUGUGCCUCACUGCACCGUUACAGCUUAGUUCAACCAGAGGGGAGGGAGGUGGAAAUGUCUCAACUGAGGUGAAGCUGGGCUGGGCAGACGUCCGCGUUUGCCUCUGCUUCUCACCCUGAGGCUGCUCAGCCGGGGGAGUUAGGCCAGCGCUCAGGACAGCUCGUGGACCCUGGGCUCAGCCGUCCUCCACUGGCAUCCCCCCGCCACUGGGCCUCUUCCGCUUUACGGCCACCUGCCCUUGAUCAGAGCCUCUUCGCUGAGAUGAAGACGUGAGCCUGCGGUGGACGAUGACGGCGGUGUGCACGAAUGGAGGCGGGCUGCUGAACCCCCACUACUCCAGGUGGGAUCGGCGCGACAGUGUGGACGGUGGCUCUCAGACCGACUGCAGCAAGGAGGCCGGGGAGGGCCAGCCCCGCCAUCUGACACCCUUCGAGAAGCUGACGCUGGACAUGACCCAGGAUGAGAAGGUGGUGAGGGAAAUCACACUGGGGAAGCGCAUAGGCUUCUACCGCAUUCGAGGAGAAAUUGGAAGCGGCAACUUCUCACAAGUCAAGCUGGGAAUUCACUCCCUGACCAAAGAAAAGGUGGCCAUUAAGAUCCUGGACAAGACCAAGUUAGACCAGAAAACCCAAAGGCUACUAUCCCACGAAAUCUCCAGCAUGGAAAAACUGCACCAUCCCAACAUCAUCCGCCUUUACGAAGUCGUGGAGACCCUAUCCAAGCUCCACUUGGUGAUGGAGUACGCGGGGGGUGGGGAGCUCUUUGGGAAAAUUAGCACUGAAGGGAAGCUCCCCGAACCAGAAAGCAAGCUCGUCUUUUCCCAGAUUCUGUCUGCCGUGAAGCACAUGCACGAAAACCACAUUAUUCAUAGAGAUCUGAAAGCAGAAAAUGUAUUCUAUACCAAUAAUACUUGUGUGAAGGUGGGUGAUUUUGGAUUUAGCACAGUAAGUAAAAAAGGUGAAAUGCUGAACACUUUCUGUGGGUCUCCUCCCUAUGCCGCACCUGAACUUUUCCGAGACGAGCACUACGUCGGUGUUUAUGUGGAUAUCUGGGCCUUGGGGGUGCUUCUGUACUUCAUGGUGACUGGCACCAUGCCAUUUCGGGCUGAGACUGUGGCCAAACUGAAGAAGAGCAUCCUCGAGGGCACAUACAGCGUGCCUCCGCAUGUGUCAGAGCCCUGCCACCGCCUCAUCCGAGGAGUCCUUCAGCCAGUCCCCACCGAGAGGUAUGGGAUCGACCACAUCAUGAAUAACGAAUGGAUGCAAGGGGUGCCGUACCCCACCCCUUUGGAGCCUUUCCAGCUGGAUCCCAAACACUUGUCAGAAACCAGCACUCUCAAAGAAGAAGAAAAUGAGGUCAAAAGCACUUUAGAACAUUUGGGGAUUACGGAAGAACAUAUUCGAAAUAACCAAGGGAGAGAUGCUAGAAGCUCCAUCACGGGGGUCUACAGAAUCGUUCUACAUAGAGUCCAAAGGAAAAGGGCUUUGGAAAGUGUCCCAAUAAUGAUACUACCAGACCCCAAAGAAAAAGACCUAAAGAAAGGGUCUCGUGUUUACAGAGGCAUACGACACACAUCCAAAUUUUGUUCAAUUUUAUAAAUUGCAUUAGACUGCUGGUGAUUAACCAAGAUCAUUGUUGCUGCUUUAAAACUUCUUUCAUGGACAACCUGGGUGAAGGCAUUUUUGUAAUUUUUAAAUAAAUUUAAAUUUAAGAUAUGCAAAUGCCCCUUAAAAUGUUUAUUAGUUCAGAUUCUGGCUUGAUUUGGGACCUUGUUCUUAUUCUCAAAUUCCAGCAUUCAUUGAGUUCAUCAGAAACUAUACAUGCCACAUACUGUUUAAGGUUCCAAGGAGACAACAACAAAGAGGUAGGCCAGGUCCCUCUCUUACGUGCAGGACAUGCUACAGGACAAAGGUAUUAACAACUAUAUAGUUGGCCCUCUGGUCUCUGCAUUCUC